Messenger RNA from Carcharodon carcharias (great white shark), 3206 nucleotides. RefSeq names its product YME1-like 1b (gene yme1l1b). Lineage: Eukaryota; Metazoa; Chordata; Chondrichthyes; Lamniformes; Lamnidae. Gene Ontology annotation, cellular component: mitochondrial inner membrane. The record is from RefSeq and is a predicted model, not a curated record. The coding region runs from base 147 to 2348 and encodes 733 amino acids. Gene Ontology annotation, molecular function: ATP hydrolysis activity; ATP-dependent peptidase activity; metalloendopeptidase activity. Gene Ontology annotation, biological process: protein quality control for misfolded or incompletely synthesized proteins; mitochondrion organization. The transcript is spliced from 20 exons.
AAGGAGUGGUGCGUUGACGUCACAGAGAGGAAGCCAUUUUCCGGACAGUCAGCGGUUGAGUGGUUGGACCCUUUAGGUGUGGAUAGAGCUGAGCUUCCGGACUUUUCACCGCUUCUCGGUACAUACAGGUCAAGCCGGGCUUUGAAAUGUUUUCCCUGUCCACGUUUCAGCCGCAGAUCAAAAGGACACUGUCUACCUCUAGCAUGACUUCACAGAAUCACUUGGUGACUGUCCCUCUAAGUCAGCUGAUCAGCACUUUCCAUUCCCUUAAAAGUUCGGCAAGCUCAGUCAGUUCUGCAUCUAUACAAUGUCUGCAACGAGAAGCAAACCAAGAACGUGAUCAAGUUAAUGAGCCUGCACUUAACCUAAGGGAAUUUGGAUUAUCUGAUUUGAAAACCAGCCAACUAGCUGAAUUGGCAGACAGAUUGCUUCCAUGUUUAUCUCCAAGUGACUCAAAUCCUGAACAGUCGUCACAGUGGCAGAAGUCCCAUAUUUCAUCACAGUCCUUCUUUGAAAAUAAACAUGGAUUUUCAAGCAAUAUCUUCAAUGUGCUACGUGCAUCUCAGCUUUCUCGACAGCACCCAAGGCCACUACAGACACUCUGUUCCAACCUCCACCUGUGCCCAAUCCAAGAGCAAAUACGUGGCUUUAAAACUCUGAGGUCAAGACCAAGGAGACUAGCAGCAUCUGAGCAUUUAGUUGAAUCAGAAAGUAUCGCUCCUUCUUCAUUUAUGAAGGGGCUUCUGUUGAGGGACCGAGGUCGAGAGGUUGAAAAUUUGGACAGCUUGAUAAAAACUAAAAAUAUUCCUGAUGCGCAUCAAGAUGCAUUUAAAACUGGUUUUGCAGAGGGCUUCCUAAAAGCACAAGCUCUUACACAAAGGACUAAUGACUCUUUAAGAAGAACAAGGCUAGUUCUUCUGUUCCUCCUCUUGCUUGGGAUUUAUGGCCUAUCCAGAACUCCGUUCUUAUCUGUGCGAUUUCGUACUACAUCAGGACUGGAUGCAGCGGUGGACCCAAUUCAGAUGAAAAAUGUAACCUUUGAACAUGUGAAAGGGGUGGAGGAAGCGAAACAUGAGCUACAAGAAGUAGUGGAAUUUUUGAAAAAUCCCCAGAAGUUCACUGUAUUAGGAGGCAAACUGCCUAAAGGUAUUCUUUUAGUUGGACCCCCGGGAAAUGGGAAAACUCUCCUUGCAAGAGCUGUCGCAGGCGAAGCGGACGUACCAUUCUAUUAUGCAUCAGGAUCAGAAUUUGAUGAAAUGUUUGUUGGUGUUGGAGCUAGUAGGAUAAGGAAUCUGUUUAGGGAGGCAAAAGCAAAUGCACCCUGUGUCAUUUUUAUUGAUGAGCUGGAUUCUGUUGGUGGCAAGAGAAUUGAAUCUCCCAUGCAUCCUUAUUCUAGACAGACCAUAAAUCAGCUAUUGGCAGAGAUGGAUGGUUUCAAGCCCAAUGAAGGUGUCAUUAUAAUAGGAGCUACAAACUUUCCCGAAGCAUUGGACAAUGCCCUUGUCCGUCCAGGUAGAUUUGACAUGCAAGUUACAGUUCCUCGACCAGAUAUAAGAGGGCGAAUAGAGAUUCUUAAGUGGUAUCUUGGCAAAGUUAAAGUUGAUCCAGCAAUUGAUGCAGAAAUAAUAGCUAGAGGCACAGUGGGUUUCUCGGGGGCAGAACUGGAGAAUCUGGUCAACCAGGCUGCCCUAAAAGCAGCUGUUGAUGAAAAAGAUCAAGUUACAAUGAAAGACUUGGAAUUUGCCAAGGACAAAAUCCUUAUGGGGCCAGAACGCAGGAGCAUUGAGAUUGAUUUGAAAAACAAAACAAUCACAGCAUACCAUGAAUCAGGACAUGCUAUAGUAGCACAUUUCACAAAAAAUGCUAUGCCCAUUAAUAAAGCUACAAUAAUGCCAAGAGGACCUACCCUGGGACAUGUAUCAUUGUUACCAGAAAGUGACAGAUGGAGUGAAACCCGAGCUCAGUUACUUGCUCAAAUGGAUGUCAGCAUGGGUGGCAGAGUGGCAGAAGAACUCAUCUUUGGAACAGAACAAAUUACCACAGGUGCUUCAAGUGAUUUUGAUAAUGCAACCAAAAUAGCUAAGUUGAUGGUCACAAAAUUCGGAAUGAGUGAUAAGCUUGGAGUGAUGACUUAUUCAGAUCCAGACAGAGUAAGCCCAGACACUCAAUCUGCUAUUGAACAAGAAGUCAGGAUAUUAUUGAGGGAUUCUUAUGAAAGAGCAAAGCAAAUCUUGAAGACUCAUGCAAAGGAACACAAAACUCUUGCAGAAGCUUUACUGAAGUACGAGACACUGGAUGCCAAAGAAAUACAGAUGGUUCUUGAGGGAAAGAGACUCGAGCUAAAAUAACUUCCCAUUGGAAUAGAGACUUGGUCCAUGCUAUUUACCCAGAUGUAUAUAUGUGGAAGAGCAGUAGCCCACUGAAUGUAUACUAUAGGCAGUUUUAACUCUUGAGGGCAUUGUUAGUAUUUUCGUAGUCACAGAAAAUGAUCAUUCCCUCAGCGAAAUUAUCUAAAAUCUGUGCUCUGGAGCUGUUUUAGAUCCUAGCCCAACCAUGCCCAUUGAAUAAAUGGAUGAGUUUUUAAGUGAUUUUACAUUUAUGAACAUUUUGCUCUGUGUAGUGUAAGAUCUAAAGAUGGUGAGCAUGAUGAAACAUGGUGAGCAUUGUUGCCUUCAACUAUUUUCUUUUUUCCCCUCUUUGUAUUUUAAGUCUAUUUAUAUACACAUUUGAGAUGCAAUUUUGGUGAGUGCUUCCCAGUAAAAUUAAAAUCAGAUGAAAUACUGCGGGGUUGCUUUCAUCAUUGACUCAUUCAGGUAUUUGUUCAUUUAUUUGUCUAUUUAUCCCUAGACUGCUACUGGGCAUUCCAACCUUUCAUUACCUUUUCUGUACUCCGUAUUUUUGGGGUUCGUAAUAUUAAAGCAAGAGUCUCUCUGAUGCUGAAGUGCGCAAAAAUAGUUACUUAUUAAGUCACCACUAGCUUUCUAGCUUUGCCUUAAGUAGCUAUGAGGGCAUAAUUGCACAGAAUGCAAAAUAUUUCCCCUCAUCCUUUUUUCUGUAUUGUAGAAUAAACAGUGUAUUGUAGGAAUUGGAAACCAGAGAAUGUAUAGAAAGUUUAUUAAAGUUGUACUUUUUAUUUUGAAUAUUAGCGGUAAGUACCUCAGAUUUUGAGAUUUCUAUUGACACCUAAAAUAAAGAGUCAUAUCUGA